This is a messenger RNA of Fusarium redolens, 588 nucleotides long. RefSeq lists its product as uncharacterized. Lineage: Eukaryota; Fungi; Ascomycota; Sordariomycetes; Hypocreales; Nectriaceae. The record is from RefSeq and is a predicted model, not a curated record. The transcript has a single exon. The annotation marks the transcript as partial.
GAGAAGGAAGAGGCUAUACCGAAAUGGCUUUCGCCAAUCGAAUAUUCCCAUCAGCAGCGUGACUAUAACCGCCGUCUGCAAGAAGGAGAAGGCCAAUGGUUCGUUCGCAGCCCAGAGUUUCAGAGGUGGAUAGGGUCCAGGAAACAGACCUUGUUUUUCCCAGGGACUCCUGGUGUCGGAAAGACCAUUCUCACAUCUCGUGUUAUUGACGAGCUUUACAAAAGAUACCAGCGAGACCCUAGCAUUGGUUUUGCAUAUCUUUAUUACGAUUACCGGCGGCAAGAUGAACAAGACAUCGUCUCUCUAUUGGCAAGUCUACUGAAGCAACUAUCAGAGAUGAAACACUCCCUGCCAGAAGAAGUGCAGGAUCUAUACGGAAAGCAUAAGAAUCGCCAGAGCCGGCCCUCCCUGCUUGAGCUUGUAGGAGUAUUGAAAAGGGUCAUUUGGUAUUUCUUGCAAAGUUUUAUCAUUAUCGACGCUUUGGAUGAAUGGCAAGUCGCCGGAGGAUGCCGCAAUGGGCUGCUAUCCGAGAUCUUCCAACUGGCGGCAGACCGGCCAAAGGCUGAGGCCAGGCAGGCGGGGAUCUAG